CAUGCUCUCAUUGUUGAAUUGAUCCUCGAGGAGGACGGACGCGUUUCUAACCUUCCCUGUAGGCUUUUAUACUCAGUAUGAUGUGCUCCGGAUGAAAUCCAUCUUUCCUAUUCUGAUCUAGCUUUAGUGCCAGUGUUUGUGCUUGAUUUAAUAUUACACUUUUGUGACUGAAACGCACGCUAUUGUUACGCCAUAAACUCCAUCGGGGUGAUUCGAAGUAGGAAAACCGUGUGCAAUUUUGUGUUUGUUUUCGCAUUUUGGUGCAUAAGGCUUGCCAUUGUAGUGCGCGUAACAGCCGUGUGAAAAGUUUAGUAGUUCAAUUGAAACGCUUGAACGCGGCGAGGAAGACGCCAUCCAACUAUCAAUCAUCUCUUGGAAAAGCUCCGUGUGCAUGAACCUCUUCGUCGGUUGCUACUCAACCUUGCCGUGUCCAUUUUUCCUGCCGCAUUAUUUGGUGCGAUUAAUUAAGUCAAUAAAUUGAAAGUGAAACUCUCGUUUGGCAGCGUCGUUCAUUAGCGCGUAGCUUUGCGACGUUGAAGCACGGGCCGGCCCAAGCAGGGGUGGCUCGGUGGUCAUUUAUGAUCGAUAGUGCAUAAAACGGUUUGCAAUCGCACAUUACUACACUGUAGGUAGCUGGGAAAAGUAUGCACAAUCGAAUGCUGGUUGGAAAAUUUAUAAUCAAACCAUAAUCGACGGCAGCGAAAACACGUCAAGAAGUGAUAGCGUUGUAAUCGACGAGCCUCACAUCUAGGACAAGUUAAUAACACCCGCACGAAGCUUUGCAUCGAAUCGUGGAAAAUGGCAUUUUUCAAGAGCAUUUGGAAAAAUAAUUCAAAGCACAAAAAACUAUGCGAGGAACUAGCUCUGGCAAACAAUAUUCGGGAUUUCUCGGAUAAUCACGACGAACUAGAGGAUGGUUUCGACGAUGCUAUCUCAUACAGCGUCAAGUAUUUGGGGAAUACUUCAAUCCCUACCCCACGUUCGGAAAGCUCAACAGCGGACGCAGUGAAACGAAUCAUAACGUCCGCCAAAGGUAACAAAAAACUGCAACGUGUGACGCUUUCCAUCUCGCCGAAAGGAAUCGAAAUUCAGGAUCCUACCACCGGUGAAAGCAUUCUGCAGGUGUCCAUCUACAAUAUCUCCUACUGCUCGGCCGAUGCUGCCCAUGAUCACGUGUUCGCCUUCGUCGGGACUACCUCCAGUCCGGAAUCAGAAGUCAAAGAAAUGUGUUUCCGGAAGGAAGCCGAAGAGGUCGAGUUCGAAGGUCCUCUCGUGUGCUAUGCCUAUCUGUGUCAGAAACGCAAAAUGGCUCAAACGGUUACGCUCACCGUGGCCCGAAGUUUCGAGAGGGCGUAUCAGAUUUGGCAAAACAAGCAGUUUCAUGCAGAGCGGAAGAAAAAGGAACUGGAAAAGUUAAACGCGUGCAAUCGAGCAGAAAGUAGUGGGACCAGCAGUCGUUACGGUCAGCGGAAAAUAGCGGCAUUGACGGAUGAAUCCGACAACCGAAGUUUGCUGAUCGACUUCAAUUCCGACUUAACUGCAGAAAUUUGCUCUAAAGAUCAUCGCGAUCUGUUGCAGAAUACUUGGGUAUCGUUUGACGAUGACAAAUCAUCACAAGAAUUCUUCGCAGUGCCAAGCUUAAAUGGGUGGAACCGGAGAGCUAUUUGCUCGAAUUGAAUUAGAUUACAUGGAAUAUGGUUUCUAGCUCCUAAAUUCUCAAUAUUUUGAUUAUAUUAAGCGAUGAUUUAGGAUUCCCAUUUUUAAAACAAAUGUGACAUGUGCGUAACUUAAAGUAAUUGUGAUAAAUUAAACAUUUUAC
Messenger RNA from Malaya genurostris, 1819 nucleotides. RefSeq names its product low density lipoprotein receptor adapter protein 1-A-like. Bases 799 to 1677 code for a protein of 292 amino acids. The record is from RefSeq and is a predicted model, not a curated record. Lineage: Eukaryota; Metazoa; Arthropoda; Insecta; Diptera; Culicidae. The transcript is spliced from 4 exons.